Messenger RNA from Cuscuta epithymum, 1630 nucleotides. The record is from the annotation of a GenBank genome assembly. NCBI's taxonomy places the organism in Eukaryota, Viridiplantae, Streptophyta, Magnoliopsida, Solanales, Convolvulaceae.
UGGCUAAAGUAUGAAAGAUAGCUCAAAUGAUUUUAUACAGUAAUUUCAGUCAAUACAGCCAGAAAAGUAACUCUAAGCUUACGUUUUCUUAUUAUUACACAAUUCAAUGCGCGAAAUCAAAAGUUACAUGUUUGGUAAAUAAAUUGGCUGAUAAACCUACUAAACCUAAUUAACGGGCUCUUAUUAAUUAGAGAUACAUUAGAGUAGGGACCCCGUGAUCCUGAUUUUCUGGGUGCGCCACUGGUUGGAUGCACCACUAUCAACAAUUCUGCAGAGGGAUGACAGCCUGGAAUCUUUUCAGAAGUAGAGGGUUUGAAGAGUUUAACAAGGAGGGUCUGCCACCGUUUCGUAUUCAAAGAUGUCAUGUCACGAGCAAUAGAAGGAUCCGGUGCAGAAGUAGAACCAUUGCACGUACUGAUUGCCGCAAUUUGAGGACUAGAAUUGUGGCAACGUUCCAACCAGCUGUCGAGAUAACCAAUGAGCUGAAAGCACGAAACAACGUUGUGACUGGGGUGAUUACAGUGAGAACAGGUAGGUCUGGAUUCAUGACCAUCGCGAACUGGAGCAGAACGGCCCCCUAGAAUCUGUUAUGAAUUCCCCCUAUCUCACAAGUUUAAUUUUUCAUGUACGAUUGAUAGAAUGAUGUUAAUGAUAUUUAAUGAGUUUUUAUGAAAAUAAUGUUAAAUAAAAAAAUAUCCCAAAGUACUGCCCUGUCGACCCUAGUUAACGUAAACUGCCGUUUCAGUUGGGGACUCUUUCAUUAAACAAAAACUCUUGGUGUACACCCUGGGUUACACCCUGGGGUACACCACAUAAAUACCCCUCCCAAUUCUUUUACCCUUCCAUUUGCCCAUCAAAUUGACCUCAGCCCACCAAAUUCCUCCGCCUCAUCUCAACUCUACAAACCCCCCAAAAGUCUUCUUCUUCACUCUUCACGAUUCACGCUUCCCCACAACCGGCAAUCCACCUUCUUACAUUCGGAAUUGUAAAUGGUGGCCUAUUUACGCAACUUGUUCAUCGUCGAAGAUGGAGCACUAGAGGUGACGAAGUAUGGUGAAGACGAUGGUCGUGGACGACAAUUGAAGCUCAAGAAGAAGGUUGAAGUUAAAGAUCAAGGGUCUGACACUCUGACCUGCGGCCAUGGUGCGAACAAGCCUCUUCGUCAUGGCCGACUAAAUUUGAUUGUUCCUAUCUUCAAUGGGUUGAGGAAAAUCCUUCUAUGUCUCUUGAAGUGAAGACAAAUGAUAAGGAUAAUUUGAUUCAGCCUCUUUUGAUGGACAAAAAAGAUUUAGAAGAGAAGAUUGUGAAGCUGGAAAAGAAGAAAGAAAAGAUGGGAGCUAAAGUGAAAGAAUUGCAUAUUUUGGCCUCCAAGCACGCAAAGCUAAGGGAGAGAAGCUUGCAUUUGUCUGGCUGAUUGUUUCAUGGAUUUUAUUUAGUAAUAUAUUGCAUCACAAGUGAAAUGUAUUGCUCUAUAAAUCUAUAUGUUGGUGGUUGGAUGUAAAACAAUCUUUGUUUCAGGACUUCAAUUGUCUUUUUAGAAUUGAUUGGUUACUGCAAUGGAUUGAUGUAAUGACUUGAAUGGUUAUUAAAUUGAAUGGUUAUUGCAUUGAAUUGAUUAUUCUUAGUAGGC